CCCCACUUUCAUCAUCACCAUGUCGAAGAAGUCGAAGAAGACCUCCACUGAGCCCAAGGUCGAGAAGGCCGAGAAGACCGAGAAGUCGUCCUCGAAGAAGUCGAAGAAGUCGAAGAAGUCGUCGAAGAAGACCUCCAAGUCCUCGACCUCUGAGGCCGCCAACUUCCCUGGCCGCUACACCUACUCGAUCGUCGGUGUCCGCGAGCUCGGCCCGGGUGGCGUCCCGCUCAACUCUGGCUUUGGCGGCUACGGCGCUGGCUUCGGCACCGGCUACGGCGCUGGCUUCCCGCAGCAGCAGGCUGGCUCCGGCUACGAGGCCCAGCAGCCCGCGUUCGGCUACCCGUCGUUCGGCGGCUACCCGCAGCAGCAGCAGUUUGGCGGCUUCCCGCAGCAGUUUGGCGGCUUCCCGCAGCAGCAGUUCGGCGGCUUCCCGCAGCAGCAGGCUGGCUCGGGCUACGAGGCCCAGCAGCCCGUGUUCGGCUACCCGUCGUUCGGCGGCUACCCGCAGCAGCAGCAGUUUGGCGGCUACCCGCAGCAGCAGCAGUUUGGCGGCUACCCCGGCUACUUCUAA
Molecule: messenger RNA, 571 nt
Organism: Thecamonas trahens ATCC 50062
Lineage: Eukaryota; Apusomonadida; Apusomonadidae
Exons: 2
Coding region: 20-571 (183 amino acids)
Source: RefSeq, a predicted model, not a curated record